ACUUUAUCGGAGGAUAUCUGAACGGCGUAUCUGUAAUGAGAUAACGUGCGAGUUCGUCGAUUAAAAGUGCCGCGCCUCUAGCCUCAGGCUGGUCGAGCCUGGUUGGUUCCGUUAGCCCAGUUUAACAGCGAGACGACGGGAAAAACUUGGAUUUAAGAGGAACUUGGUCGCACGCGAGACAACGAGUGAUUAUCGCUAUUGUAUCCAUCAUGUGAUUGAGCGACCAUUUUCAUGGUUGCAACGGUUCGAAUAGAAGCGUGUUCAAAGUGGUGUGUUUUAUGCGUGGGAGUGAAAUCAAGGUGUUCGGAACGAAACGAAAAAACGAACGAGAGAUUGGUGAAACGAGGGAAUAAAACAUUUGGCCAGGAAUGACCAUACGUCUUCAAGAAGUGGUGAGAUCGGAAGUGGAAGGUGGCCUGUCAGGGCCAGCCAAUCCGAUACCAAGCCAGUCGAUAGACUGCGGUUGUGCACAGCUACCAUGUCCAAAAUUAGCGAAAUUUGCAACUCGACGGCUAUUCGUCGGCCUAAUGACGUGGAUCGGUUUGGUCCAGGCAGCUGGGUACGCGUACUUUUACGUAGCGGGGCCCACGAUCGCCAGAAGAUUUCAAUUCGAUCCUUACAUAAUGGAGUGGGUCCUUGUAAUAUCAGAUUUGACACCCUUCUUUCUUGGCCUACUCGUUGCAUAUUGGGGCGAUAGGUUCCAUAGAGUUGCAUGGAUCGGUGGUGUAGUCCUUUUACAGAGUGUAUCAUAUUUUAUCAUGAUCAUUCCUCAUCUGACACAUAAAAUGAAAUUCUUCGAUAACGCAAACAAUGUCACACAUAUGUCAAAAUACGCAGAUGACCACAAAGAAUUGUGUUCAGCAGUUCCAUUUAGAAUCAUCGCGAAGGAUGACGAAUUUUGUUAUUUUACAUUCGGUAUGAUCAUUGGAGUACAAGUCGUAUCCGGAGUGGCACAGAUUGCAUAUUUCGCGUUGGGUAUUUCUUAUUUGGACGAUAAUACGAAAAAGAAACACGCUGCCGCCUUCAUCGGUAUCAUCAUCGCUGUGAAAAUCGUUGGUGUCCUUUUGGGAUACAUCCUGGCCUGGGGUUGCCUUAGGAUAGACGCAGAAACUCUGACUACCAUAGACUCCUACACGGACCAAAUUGGUGCAUGGUGGCUGGGAUUUCCAAUUCUCACAAUAUUACUCGUAGUUCCUAGUUUGCUACUCUCAUGGUUCCCCAGAGUGCUGCCAUCCGAGGUCGUUGAACAAGCAGCAGCUUCGUUAUUAAUCAGUGCCAGCAGAUAUAACCUAGCACCCAAAAAAGCCAUCAAAGUUGGCGGUGCAGGUUUCUGCGAAACGUUGAACAGGCUGUUCCUUAAUAAAAUUUUAGUGUGCCACGUUCUGGCGUUCACGCUCUCCAUCAUGGCCAUUGUGAAUUUCAUGGGUUACGAGAAUCUUAUUAUAGAGUCGAAAUUUCACGUUCCCAAGCCAACUGGGAUGUUGCUGGGCUUCAACGAUCCGAUGCCUUCGAGGCUGAUAUCAAACUUUCUGAAGCCUAUACUGAUCGGUUUGAUAGUGACAGUUACAGGCUUGGUAAUAUCUAAAGCAAAACCUAGUGCUCGAAGUGUUAUCGGAUAUAGUGUCGUCGUUGUGACAAUAUCCGCUGCAAUUAUUUUUGGAUUGACUGGUACAGUUUGCGAGAAGAAUCCUAUAGUUGGCACCGACGACAGAGGAAGAAUAGACCUAACGAAGUAUUGCAACAAAGACUGCGGCUGUUCGGACGACGCCCAAUUUCACCCCGUUUGCGACCCCAAAGGGCAGUACACCUUCUACAGCCCUUGCCACGCUGGAUGCGCUUCCUCCGAAUUCAAGAACGGUAUAACGAUGUACACUGGCUGUACAUGCGUACAAGAAGUAACUGGUAAAGCGGAUGGAGAUGCACAAGAUGGACCUUGCAAUUCGAGCGUCUGCCAAAUUGGUUGGUUGUUCUUCGAAUUCGGCACUCUAUUGGCGUACGCACUAGUCGCCUCGGCUUUCGUGGGCGACUGUCUAAUAACUCUAAGAUCGGUCUACGCCCAAGACAAAGCCUGCAGCAUCGGCUUCUUGAUGAUGUGGUCCACCAUUUUCACGUACGCUGCUGGAAAAUUCGUUUACGACCUCGUAGCAAGCCUAACCUGCCAAUAUUGGGGAACUCAAAAGACGAUCUGUCACCUACACGACAGCUUGAAGCUUGGCGAUUAUCUAUGCUACUUGACGGGUUCUCUUCUGGCUUUGAGCGCCCUGCUGAAAAUCCUUUCAUGGAUUUUCUGCGCGGAUCUAGACCUCUACAAUCAAGAGAUGGAGGAACUUCCCGAAGGUGCAGAGCUGCAGGUCCUCGUGCCCAAUCUUGCUCUAAGUUCCAGAAAAGCGGGAGAGUUAUCCGACACUGGCAACAAUGACAAAUCAACGACUCGAGCGGAGAUCGUCAACAAACCCGAAACGACAAAGACUAACGAAAAUUCUGGAAAAAGCAAAGCUCAGCAACAAAUAGACGACGCACCCUUGAAGUACGGGCCCCUAGGACCCGGCGAUCGACGAACAGACUCGAAGUCGUCACUGAACAAGAUAUCAAAAGUACGAAAUCUGGAAACCGAAGACGAGUUGAGUUCCAGCGACGAGGUCGCGAUGAAGAACCUCAACUCCAAGGUGCCAUACGUCCCUCUAGAUCUCGACUCCGACGUGGAGAGCGACUUGAGUAAUGCCGAGCCCAGAUCACGAAAACGUAUCCACAGCAAGGACUACGAUCGCGUAUACGAUCUAGAUCAAAGCUCCUCCGAGAAAAGUUCGUUUCCCAGGCAAAAUCCCGGUCGAACGCAGUACAAGAAUCAAAAGGGAACCGCGGACGGUUCGUACAUAACAAGCAGCUUCGAGUAUUCCUCUAAACAAAAUGGCGCAUCCAGGAGAGGUGAUUUCAACGAAGUGGGUAUACCUAUCGUGUCCUAUUCGCCUCAGUCGCAGUCCGACCCUAGAUUCCUGAAGGAUGUGAAAUCGUUGAUCAAUCAGUAUGAAUUGAACGCCGACCAUCAAGUUGCCGAAGACCAGCAAGUUGAAGCAGGGGUUGGAGGUCACCAUACGGAUUACAAACCCGUUGCUGGUAUUCCGUUGGCAGCCAUGGUGCAGUCGAGGCCUGAAUCUAGGAAUGGUCAAUUUUCGUCAGGGUUCAGCAGUUUGGCCGGUGGUAGAGCUCCUCAGGAUCGACCUGAAUCCCGUGAAAGCUCCAGCCCGAGGACUUCCAGCAAGGGGAGCAGGGGGACCUUGCAUACAGAUUUCUAGCGUCUACGUGAGCUGAUUCGAGGGCAUUUUUCUUACAUUUCUGCGCCGUACACUGCCUGUGUAUUGAUAGUUUUAUAUGAUCGAUUAUAAAUAUAUUUUAUUUAUAUAAACGUU
This is a messenger RNA of Hylaeus anthracinus, 3407 nucleotides long. RefSeq names its product solute carrier organic anion transporter family member 3A1 (gene Oatp33Eb). Gene Ontology annotation, biological process: sodium-independent organic anion transport; transmembrane transport. The record is from RefSeq and is a predicted model, not a curated record. NCBI's taxonomy places the organism in Eukaryota, Metazoa, Arthropoda, Insecta, Hymenoptera, Colletidae. The coding region runs from base 369 to 3293 and encodes 974 amino acids. Gene Ontology annotation, cellular component: membrane. Gene Ontology annotation, molecular function: protein binding. The transcript has 10 exons.